AUGUACAAUCGAGCGAUGGUUCCGGCGCCGAAUCCGCGUCUGACAGAGCUCUUUGACCAGCUGCGUCAAGAAUAUGAGAACCAGUCUCGAAGCCAUGGCGAAUGCGAACAUCAAUUGACUGGGCAGCUUCAGGAUGUGGAGAUGAUUCGUCAAAGAGUAUCUCAGUUGGAACAAGCGCAUAUGGAAAUGAAACAAAAGUACGAAGCUGAGAUUCGCAAUCUACGACUGGAAUUAGAAUCUCGGGGUAUCCAUCCCCCUCCUUCGCACGUCGGCGGACCUCCAACCCACGGCGGACUAUCUCAGGCUCCACCACCUGCCUUAGGCCACGGCCCAAGCAACCUGUUUGGCGGAAUUAUCGCAAAUCAAGGCGGCGGACCGCCCGCUUUAGCUCCACCACCGCCCCAGGAACAACAGCAGCCUCAACACCCCAUGCAGCAACCGGCCUCCGGCGCACAAGGACCACCUCAGCCACAACAGGGAGGAUUUGGCGGCUAUCAGCCGAGCUCUGCAGUGAAUGGUUAUGGACCCCCACCACCCGCUCCAACCUCUUCUCCUGGCCCUGGAAAACGCUCCGCCAGAGCUGGACCUGCAACCCCCCAACAAAACCAGCCGGUCACUUAUGCUGAUCCCAGAGAGUCCCCGCAGAUCCCACAGCCAACACCUGGUCAACAAAUGCCCUAUCGUGUUGGAAAUGCCCUUGGUGAAUUGGAACCCGAAAAGCUCCCGCUAACGCAAAAGAAAGAAGGCCUUGACUGGUAUGCCGUUUUCAAUCCCGAAAUUCCACGUGUAUUAGAUGUCGAAUUGGUCCACACAUUGUCCCAUAAUAGCGUUGUCUGUUGCGUCAAGUUCAGUUCCGAUGGAAAAUACGUUGCAACUGGUUGCAAUCGCUCCGCCCAAAUCUUCGACGUUGCAUCUGGACAAUUGGUCACCACACUACAAGACGAGACAGCCAACAAAGAGGGUGACCUUUACAUUCGUAGUGUUUGCUUUAGCCCAGAUGGGAAGUUCCUGGCUACCGGUGCCGAAGACAGACAAAUCAGGGUAUGGGAUAUUGCAAACCGAAAGAUUAGACAUAUUUUUGCCGGGCACGAAAACGAUAUUUACUCUCUCGACUACUCUCGCAACGGCCGAUAUAUUGCUUCUGGCAGUGGCGACAAGACCGUGCGAAUGUGGGACGUCUACGAUGGGAAACAAGAACUCAUACUGACUAUCGAAGAUGGCGUUACAACCGUCGCCAUUUCUCCAGAUGGCCGCUAUGUUGCUGCUGGUUCUCUUGAUAGGAGUGUCCGUGUAUGGGAUACUACAACUGGAUACCUCGUGGAGCGACUGGAAAGUCCCGAUGGUCACCGAGACAGCGUUUACUCUGUUGCAUUUGCACCAAACGGCCGCGAUCUUGUUAGCGGCAGUUUAGAUAAAACCAUUAAAAUGUGGGAAUUGACUCCUCCGCGCGGUAUUAUGACCGGCAACGCCCCCAAGGGUGGAAAAUGCGUGCGUACCUUUGAGGGACACAAGGACUUUGUUCUUAGCGUUUGCUUCACUCCAGAUGGACAUUGGGUUCUCAGUGGCUCCAAGGACAGAGGUGUACAGUUCUGGGAUGUCAUGACUGGGCAUGCGCAAAUGAUGCUCCAAGGUCACAAAAAUUCUGUUGCCCCUAGCCCAACAGGACAGCUUUUUGCAACAGGAAGUGGUGACUGUCGAGCCAAGAUCUGGAGCUACGGCCCCUGGGGACGUCGAUAA
Molecule: messenger RNA, 1737 nt
Organism: Uncinocarpus reesii 1704
Lineage: Eukaryota; Fungi; Ascomycota; Eurotiomycetes; Onygenales; Onygenaceae
Product: transcriptional repressor rco-1
Exons: 8
Coding region: 1-1737 (578 amino acids)
Molecular function (GO): protein binding
Source: RefSeq, a predicted model, not a curated record